CCCAGACUGCCCCGCGUCCCGCCCAAACACCCACAUUGCCCCGCGCGUCGCCAUGUUGCUGAGGCCGUUUGCCCUCCAGCUUCGCCGCUGUCGGUUUCACUCGACCGCCCGCGGGCCGUCCGGGGCCAGGGUGGCGGUGGUGCUGUCAGGCUGUGGAGUGUUUGAUGGCACCGAGAUCCACGAGGCCUCAGCGAUCCUCGUCCACCUGAGUCGAGGAGGUGCGGACUUCCAGGUCUAUGCCCCGAAUGUGUCGCAGAUGCACGUCAUUGACCAUGUGAAGGGGGAAGCAACUGCAGAGAGCCGGAACGUUCUGGUGGAGUCGGCGAGAAUUGCCCGUGGUCAGGUUCUGGACCUGGUCCGUCUCCGAGCCGAGGAUCACGAUGCUGUCAUCUUCCCUGGUGGAUUUGGGGCAGCCAAGAACCUCUCGACAUUUGCCACAGACGGGAAGGACUGCCAAGUGAUUCCAGAUGUCUGCAGAGUUCUGACCGAGUUUCACAAGGCUCAGAAACCCAUUGGGUUGUGUUGCAUUGCCCCAGUGCUGGCUGCCAAGGUGCUUCCUGGGGUAGAGGUUACAGUUGGCCAUGAGGAGGACGAAGGCGGGAGGUGGCCGUACGCAGGAACGGCAGCUGCCAUCAAGGCCAUGGGCGCCAAGCACCAAGUUACUGAGGUGGAUCAAGCUCAUGUGGAUUCGGAGAAUAAGAUUGUGACAACUCCAGCCUUCAUGUGCGAGACAAAACUUCAUCAGAUCUUUGACGGGAUUGGUGAGAUGGUGCAGAGAGUCCUGAAGCUGACAGCGAAGUGAGGGAGAAUUGGGGAGUGUGUGUGUGUCUGUGACCUUGUGGGUUCAUUUGUGUGUGUGUGCGUGAGAGAUGUUUUCAUCUGUGUGUUUCUAUUCCCACGCAAUUCCCUUGUGUGUGCGUGAGAGAUUGUGCGUUCAUUUGUGUGUGUGUGUGAGAGAUGUUUUCAUCUGUGUGUGUUUCUAUUCCCACGCCACAAACUGUAGCUAAGUGCUGCUUGGGGUGAUUCCUGGCUGUUACAGAGCGAAGCAGACGUUCAUUGCCCUGCCCUGUGACCACUGGUUUCCCAUGUACACGUGUGAUCUGCCACUUUGUUUGCCUUAAUUAAGCUGUAUUGAUUUCAGUAAUUGAAAGGAUUAUGUACUUGUAGCAGGAUUGUGUGAAAGCUAUGCAAUAAUGUCUCAUUAAACUGCUGUGAUGUGAA
Messenger RNA from Mobula hypostoma (lesser devil ray), 1221 nucleotides. It is a transcript of the gene gatd3, whose product is annotated as glutamine amidotransferase class 1 domain containing 3. Gene Ontology annotation, cellular component: mitochondrion. Lineage: Eukaryota; Metazoa; Chordata; Chondrichthyes; Myliobatiformes; Myliobatidae. The record is from RefSeq and is a predicted model, not a curated record. Bases 53 to 802 code for a protein of 249 amino acids. The transcript has 7 exons.